Meriones unguiculatus (Mongolian gerbil) is the source of this 6772-nucleotide messenger RNA. RefSeq names its product membrane associated ring-CH-type finger 1 (gene Marchf1). The record is from RefSeq and is a predicted model, not a curated record. Gene Ontology annotation, molecular function: ubiquitin protein ligase activity; MHC protein binding; zinc ion binding. NCBI's taxonomy places the organism in Eukaryota, Metazoa, Chordata, Mammalia, Rodentia, Muridae. Gene Ontology annotation, cellular component: lysosome; late endosome membrane; cytoplasm. The transcript has 9 exons. Bases 374 to 1993 code for a protein of 539 amino acids. Gene Ontology annotation, biological process: antigen processing and presentation of peptide antigen via MHC class II; immune response; protein polyubiquitination.
GAAAGACUGAGUGCAGCCUUUGUCUUGGAUUUACCGCGGAUGCGCUCAAACCUGAUUCAGACACUAUGCAACUGUUGGGUUUAGUACUGGUUCCCGGCCCAGCAGGCAGGUUGAGAGAUACCGCUGAGUUCCUGCAGAAGUGAAGAGCUGGGACUUUGGAUACUGGAAGGGUCCUGCGCUCACAGGGAAAUGUCCCCAGAAAGAGUCUUGCAAGCUUGUUUUCUGGUGUCCUACUGUGACUAAACAAGACACUGCCUUCUUUUAUCCAAGUUUGGCAAAGCAAGGCUAUGCACAGUUCUGCAGGUGGGCUUCUCAGGGCAAGUGAAGCCAUAAGGCAUCCAAUCAGGGUUUGGCCACCUGCAGCCCUGCCAAUAUGCCGCUCCAUCAGAUUUCUGUAAUCCCAGCCCGGGAGACUGCCAGCAAUGGGAGAAGUUCAAUGGGCAGAAACAAAGAGAAGAACAAGGAAAUCGAGAAUGAAAAGUCUCCAGGGCGAUCUGCAAGUCGAUCAAGUAACAUAUCAAAAGCAAGCAGCCCAACAACAGGGACAGCUCCCAGGAGCCAAUCAAGGUUGUCUGUCUGUCCAUCUACUCAGGACAUCUGCAGAUCUUCCAUCUUGCAUGACAUGUCAGAAGAUGCAUUUGAGCACUGCACCCCUGUUCUGGUGCUGAGCCAUGCUAGAAAGGAGUCUGGUAAGAAACCAGUAAAACAGAAGCCUAGGAGGAGGAGAAGGGUCUCUCAGAGAUACGAGCAUGCAGAAGAACAAGCAAAGGGGAGAAGAAGUGACUUUCACCUCCAGAUUUCAAGUCCCAGGUGGAGAGAACUUUCUACGGAGACUUCAGAUUCAUCUUCCACAGAUGAGAGUCACUGGGCUCAGGCAAAAAGACAAGCCCAGGUUAAAUUCAGACUUUCUCGAAGGAGGAGAAAUAAUAAAAAUCCAUGUGGAAACCUGGCUGGGUCUUCCACUCCUGACAGAAUUGAGCUUGUUGAUCUGGGAUCCAAAGGUGAAAAGCACCAAGAGCUGAUGGAAUGUACGAGUCAUUCUUUAAACGUCUAUAGAGGAAAAGUCAUAAGGUACCAAGAACGCAGUCCUCCCCUGCCAAGGGGGUCCGUGGUGGAGAAGAGAGCCCCAGGGAGCCACUCAGGGAGUAAAGGCAGAUUCUGCCACAGGGAUCCUCACCUCUUGCACACAUUUAGGCAAAAAGAAGCAAUCAAGAAAAGAUUUUCAGAAACUGAUUCCGAUACUGAAAUUGUAGCAGCUGCAGAAGGGGCCAAGUGUGUGGAGGAUGCGGGGCUUCAGCUGAAUACCUCUGCUCAGGAGCCUCCUGAUGCCUGUGAUGAUGGCUCUGAUAAUUUCGAAGUAUGCAGGAUCUGUCACUGCGAAGGCGACGAAGAGAGCCCACUCAUCACUCCCUGCCGCUGCACGGGAACCUUGCGCUUUGUUCACCAGUCCUGUCUCCACCAGUGGAUCAAGAGCUCAGACACACGAUGCUGUGAGCUCUGCAAGUACGACUUCAUAAUGGAGACCAAGCUCAAGCCCCUGCGGAAGUGGGAAAAACUCCAGAUGACCACAAGCGAAAGGAGGAAGAUCUUCUGCUCUGUCACGUUCCAUGUCAUUGCUGUCACCUGUGUGGUGUGGUCUUUGUACGUGUUGAUAGAUCGGACAGCAGAAGAAAUCAAGCAAGGUAACGACAAUGGUGUGCUGGAAUGGCCCUUUUGGACAAAACUAGUUGUGGUGGCCAUUGGCUUCACAGGAGGUCUUGUCUUCAUGUAUGUACAGUGUAAGGUCUAUGUUCAACUGUGGCGCAGGCUGAAGGCCUACAACCGUGUGAUCUUUGUGCAGAAUUGCCCAGACACUGCCAACAAACUGGAGAAGAACUUCUCAUGUAACGUGAACACGGAAAUCAAGGAUGCUGUGGUUGUGCCUGUGCCACAGACAGGUUCAAAUACACUGCCAUCUGCAGAGGGCGCCCCACCCGAAGUUAUACCAGUGUGAUGGAACUGGAGGGGAACUUCCUCCCAGAAGGAUCUUUACAGGCCCCAGCCACUACAACCAGAAGCGCUUCUGCUCUGGUGGCUUCCUCAUCUUCUCCUUUUCCCUACUGACUUAUCUGUCCUGACUCGGCGCAAAAAGGAAGUAAGGAGAAAAUAUCAAGUGACCAGGAUCCCAAGAAGCAGAGCCUGCAGUGGGACAUGGAAAGGUGAAGUGUUUUAGGGAGUGAGUUCAUAAGGAACGACUGGUACAAGCAAUGCUUUCAGACAACGAUGGACACGAUACUCUUGAGUAGCACACAGGAAUUCCCUGAACAGACUUCAAAUUGAUGUAUGCUUCUUUGUAGGGGUCUGUAACAUUAGCCUUCUCCACUGGAAAUGACACACGUUUGGUCUUAAGCCUGAAACUGUGUGCAUUGUCCCUAAGUCACACCAGAGGCAAAGUUGGAGGACUUGCAGUUUUUUACACUUUGACAGCUGAUAUUUUCUGGCUAUUGUGAAGUCUGGUUAUUUUGACAGAUGCAUGUUUUUAAAUGGAUGCAAUACACAUUUGAAGAUAGAAAUGUUUGGAAUUUUGUUUAAAUCAUGAAGAAAAGAUGUUCAGAGCAUUGUGGAGUUUAGCUAGCACUUUUUUGAAAGCAACUAUCAUGCUGUAUUUUUAUCUGGUCUCUCUUACACAGUAUUCUACAACAGACACAUAACACGAGCUACAAAUGCAACCAGCAGAUGUAAAUUUUAACUCUCCUAGUGUGCCCCAUUAGGAAAAGUGAAAAUAAACAAGUCAAUUUUUUAAUUUAGCUAACACUAAACAUUCAAGUUAUUUUGUGUCAUCAACAAAAACAAUUAUUAAAAUAGCUUUCAUCAUUUUCUUGAACCAAGUUUUCAAAAUGCAUCACAUAUUUAUGGCACAUUUCAAUGACUUUAGAGUGUUGGACAGGACUUAAAUCAAGAACAUUGGAUACCAGAGCCCUUACAUUAGAAACUACACCUCUAUUUCAUUUAAUUUGGAUAUUUCAAAACAGCAGUUUAAUCCAUUAUUUUGUUUUGCAGGUUCAUGUAAGGGUUAUGAUUUACAAAGUAUCAAACUCAUCAAAUGAAGUCUUCAGGUUUGAAUUCAGUGAAUUUAUCCCCUUCCAAAAGGGAAAAACAAAAACAAAAAAACCCAAAAAUUUAGUCAGUAUAAUCCAUAGCAUUGUUAUGAACUUAACUUCUGUGUUGUACCUACAAGGGAAUUAUGAUAGGGAAAUAAAAAUAUAUUUUGUUACUAAAUCAGAUGUAUUAAGGUUCAUAAAUCCACAUGGAGUGUCAAUGUGACAGAUGGGUAUCUUAAUUAAGGAUCUCAACCCCGACUUUAAACCUGAUAGUAUUUCCCUAGCUCAGCUCAGAAGUAAAAAUAUUCAAUAGAUUUUAUGGAGAGAGAUAAGCUUGGUAGUCGGUUCAACAACUGAUUACUGUGCGCUAUACAAAUUCAGAUAAACUGCUAUGACACUGCAGUGAGCUCGGUAAAUAAUCACAAGUAAGUAAUCACAAAGAAAGAUGACCACAUUUUUAAAAAGUGAUUUUUUUUUUGUUAGUUGUCAUUAUUUAUUAUCCCGAAAAGGCAGAGAUGGCCAUAAAAACCAAAGCAUGGGCAUCAUGUUGCACAAAUCUGGUUACCGCAUCCAUGCACUUUGUAAUAAUCAGUGUGUUUGUUCUUAAUGGAUUAAGCAAAGGAAAAACACAAGGAUCUUUCAAUGAGAACAGAGUAUGAUAUUUGUAGUGAGCUACACUGGGUCCAUAGUCCCAUUCUUAGAAAUAAAGGCAUAGUAAACAAUGUCAACUGUGUGUGUGACGUGUAUAUUCAUGUAUAUAUGCAAGAAAAAUGUUAAGAUAUUCAGUGAGUCAGGAAACAAAAAGUUAAAAACUCAUCACUCUUGAAACUUGUGGGAGGAGCAUGGAUUAAAUAUACAGGGACAAGGCAAUGGACAUAGCUAACCUAGACUAGACCUCCAGCAGAAAUAAGGAUUCACAAGACCUUAGAGAAAAAAGACUAGAACCGUAAGCUUUGCAUUAAUUUCCUGCCAAGUUACCAUUUUAAAGAUUUGAGUGUGAACAACAAAAUAUGGAUGGGCUGAUCAUGACUUCACACAAGUUAAUAAUCAUUCAGUUUUCUGCAUAGUUCCCUCACUCUAAUUAAUUAUUUCCUGUGGCUUAGUCAUGGCAAUUUGCUGUCUAAAAAUAUUCCAUGAGAAAGUACAAUGUAGUAUUGAUUUUUGCCUUCUUUACUACAGGAAGAAAUGGGUCAUUUACCUUAAUUACCACAGAAAAUACUGUUUGAAUGCAGGAUGGGUAUUUGAAUAGCUUGUUUCACACAGGAAGGUGAUAGGCUAACCCUUAUUUUUCAAGGUAUAUACCAACACUAAAACAAUAAAAAGCAAAGAUAAGCUUUGCUACAUCAAUGAAAAGACAGCAUGGUGUUUUAAAAUGAUAGCUAAAUGCUUAAAGUCUACCUUCAUAAGCUCUAAUAAAUAAGAUAGAACUCUGAACAGUGUUUAUUCUGCUAUCUGUUGAUGCUUUAAAAUUUUCCACUAAAAUAUUUCCUAAGAUUAAUAUUUAUGAUUUGAACAACCUGACUUAACUAUUCAGAUAUGUAACAGCCAGUGUUGGAUUGGGGUGUGGUAGUUCUAUCCCUGUAAUCCCAGCAACUCUGAAAACUUAAGGCUUCAUGAUUAUUUUCUACUACACAGUGAGGGCCAAAUAAAGGCCAGCCUAGGCUACAGGAGACAUUUUUCCAAUUAAAAAAAAAACAAACAAAUAAACAAACAAAAAGGUUAAAAUCUAAAUGAACAGAGCCAGUAUUGAAAGCAUCUUUCACAUUCUGUGUGGUAAAGGUGUUUUAAUAACAGGGAAAAGGGUUGGUUUUGAUAGCCUGUCUUACUGCUCAAGGAGAAAAACUGCUCGAUAGAAAGACAAUGAGUGUUUACCUGCUUUCAUGUAAAAAGUAAAGUAAAACAGAAGCUAAAUACUGAAUUGCUGAGCUUACAGAUUUGUUAAAACUGAAUUUUUAUAAACACAACAUGAAGCUGGGGUUUCAGAAAUGCCAUAAACGAGACAUUGAAAAUGCUUUUUAUCAAGAGCUGACAGUUUCACAAAUAAUAUUCAAUUGGAAAGGAAUGAAAUUAAAACAUUUAAAAGUGAAGACCAGAAGGCAGAAACCAGCUCCAUCUUUAAGGCAUAGCUUCCGCAGCUCUCUACAGUUCCCCCUUUUUGUUUUAGACGCAUCAGGCAAGAGUAGAGGUCUGAUCUCUGAUAUUAGAAAUAAAUUGGGACUUUGUACCGAUGUUCAUUUAGGUGUCAUCCACCCAAAGAGCAUCAGACCCGUCCGAUACCUUUUUCUCAGAGGCGGGACCUGGGGCAUCAACCCGCAUGCAAUCAGGCAUGCUCUUCUCUGGGGCGAAAGCGGCUGACCCUGAGUGCAGUGCUUAGCCUCGCAUCCUGAGCGUAACAUUUUAGCUUUGUAUGGUAUCCAACCAUGCUUGGGGAGAAUGUCCUGCUUCAAUGGCUGUAAAGGCCUGGAGCUGGUUUCUGCCUUCCACCUUCCCGAUGGUGAGUGCUCUCUGUCAUGAACAAUUCCACAUUUGGCUAAGGCUGAGGAUCUGGCUUGCUUCCAUGUAUGUGGACCUAUCUGCACUGCCCACGUGGCAUGCCUGGAUUGGCUACCCAGAGGCUAUUUAAGCUGUGGGCUGGCUUUCCCCAGGGUCCGAGGAUUGUUCAAGGUUCCUGAAUAAACUGCAUUGAAAAUAAAUAAAUAAAUAAAAUAAAUUUUAAAAAGAAAUUAGUAAUUUAAAAAAAAAAAAAAGUGAAGACCAGAGAUGGGAGACAUGAAUCAGUGAUCAGACACUCUCUGCUCUCAUAGAGGCUCCUACUUGAGCUCCCAGCACCCAUAUGACAGCUCACAACCAUCUGUAUCUCUAGCUCCAGGGUACCCAACACACUCUUCUGGUCUCUGAGGACACACACACACACACACACACACAAGAAAUCUUUAAAAAGUGAAGUAUCCCAAAGUAUAGAAAUAUAGGUAUAAAACAAUAACAAAACCCUACAAAAAUAGAGGAAAAAUUAUCAUUUCAGGGUACCAAUAACCCAGGAUACUGCAAUGCAGACAUUGAGUCAUUCUCAGAAUGUCCUGGGACCAAAACCUCACUCAGAGCUGUUGCUAUGCCGCAAAUGAUAUCCCACAAUGAACCCUCAAGCUUGUAGUUUUCUUUUGUGAAAAGAAUAUGGGUACCCUUCAGACAUUUAUUCUUUGGCUGAAAAAUGGGGUCAUCAAACUACUGAUAUCUUUAAGAGAAAUCAUAAUGAUCAGUGGGGUGAAGUGGGACAGUCAUGCAUUCCAUUUAUCAUAUACAAAUUACCAUGCCUUGCCAAUGGAUAUUUUGGAGUAAAUAUUAAGUGGAGAACCUAAAACUUAUUAUCGUAUUGUAACUGUUAUAAAAUCAUGUCCUUAUAUUAGCUCAAUGGUGCUAUUUUACAUAACAAUACAACUGAAAGGAAGUGCUGUUACAUUUGGGCUGCAGUGUUUUGCCCACAUUUUCAGAAAGUCCAAGUUGAAAUUAGGUAACAUUUAAACAAAGGAAAAAAUAUUGUUUUAACUGUGUGUAUUUUUUGAGAUUGGGCAUUUGUAUUUUUUUAGUUUUACCUAAUGUCUUCAUUAACAAUUUACCGUUUGUGAGUAAUGUGUGCUUAAGGCUAACUAAGGAAACUAUAAAAAAGCCUUUGUAUAUUAAACAAAUGCUCCAAA